AUGUACUGGCCCGUUGGGACGCCCAGGAUCUAUGUUACGGCAACAACGGCAGCCACCGCCAACAACCCCGGCGCUUUGACUGCCCACGAUGGCCUCGACGAGCAAUCCGAUGUUGAAGCGAACCAGAGAGAUCGCGAGCGGAACACAAGCAUAUCUUCGACGGCAGCACCCCAGGAAUCCGGCCAUGCGGAGCUGCCCACGCCGAUCACUCCAGGACCGAGGACCCCUUUCACCCCGGGCAUCAAGUCGGUUGAACACGAUGGGUAUCUGGGUUCGGAGUUCGGCGGUUCGCACCAGGACCUCGCAGCCUACAGUCACGGGCUAGCCCACCCAUCUGAGCCAUUGCUGGCUCUGAGGGUCUCCCGCAGUGGUACUCUUUUCGCCGUCAUUACAGCGACCAGUAUCGCUGUCUGGCAAACAAAGCCUACGGUCGUCCAAGCAAUCGUCAUUCGAUCACAGCCAUCGCUCAAAGCAUAUGGCACCAAUGUCGACCUUCUUCUGAGACCUGACUCGGCUAUUCUUGUUGUCCAGACAAGCCUCGGCUAUCUCAUCACAUACUCAAUAGCCACAGAUCCCGACUCUCGUCUGUAUAAGCCUCACUUCUCGGACCACACAAACAUCCAGCGGCGGAGACAAAGUCAUUUCGGCGCGGCAGGAAACACGGCCCCUGACCAGAUCCUGUUAGGCCCCGGCGAGGGUCCUGGUGUCAAGGAUAUCAGUAUUCGCUUCAAACGAGUCAUCAAGGUCGAUGCUGGCAUAGAAUGCGUCCUUGCGCUCGAUGAGGAGCUGAUUGUGGCCACCCACAAGCCCGCUGCCAUACAAUGUAUUCGAUGGUCACCAGACAGCACAGGUAACCAGACCAGUACUGAGCUUGUGAGCAAGAUGGAAUGGUUGGAUGAGAAGAAGCGUCUCACCAUCAAAGAAAUGACCCAUGAUCGACCGAUGAACCUAUCCACGUGGGUUACGAGCGAUGGCAAGGCAUAUGCUGUGCAGCGAAUCGCAAAAAGUGCCGAGACUGACCCCAAGAAACUGUUCAAGGGGCAUUGCAUCCAUACGCCGCGGACUGAAAAUGACCGAGCUGUUACAGCUGUCAUCAAUGCGCGUUUCUCCCUGAUCGCUGUAGGCUGUGCCGAUGGCAAUAUUCAUGUGUACUCAGUCCGCGAUUAUUCAGGCAACGUCCCGCAUUCUCACAAACACGAGAUCCAGGUCUCGACCAAUGCUUCUGGCCCAAUAACAACCUUGAUCUACUCGCCUGACGGCUAUUGCCUAUUUGCCGGAUACAGCAAGGGGUGGGCAACUUGGAGCGUGUUUGGCAAAGCUGCGAGCCAAAGCUUUGGUGCCGAUCCUACAAUUACAACGUCUAACAAGGAAGAAUGGCUAGCUGGCGUUACCGAUGCUUCUUGGAUUGGCGGUUCCUGCGAACUCCUUCUGCUUGGCAGCCAGGACAGUGCGAUAUGGUCCCUCGAGAUGGCUCGAAGCGCUGUCACCGGCUGCUAUUGUCCGCCCAACCUUUUUCGGACAGUCCUGCAGAGCUCCACGAGUGUCAUGAUCUACAGAGGCUAUGACCUUCCCGAUCUGACCAGCAUCUCUGCGGAGCCUUUCCUCUGGCAUACCGCGCGGGUCCCGUCAAAUUAUCUACUGAAUCAGUGGCCGAUCAAGUGUACCGUCGUCUCGGCUGACGGCCGAUACGUGGCCGUGGCCGGAAGACGAGGCCUGGCGCACUACAGCAUCAACAGCGGAAGGUGGAAAACAUUCAGCAACGAGAUCGCCGAAAACGAGUUUCAAGUCAGGGGAGGUAUGUGCUGGUAUCAGCAUAUAUUAGUCGCAGCCGUAGAAGCCAAUCGCUCAUACGAGCUGCGUCUGUACUCCCGCGAGGCCAACCUGGACAGCUCGACGGUGAUGUUCACACACGAAAUGCCUGCUCCUAUCGUAUUGAUCACCCCGUCGGGCGAGGAUUCGCUACUGGUCUAUACGUACGACAACCUCUUGUACCACUUCAUCCUCGCACCUGUCAACGGCACGGUUCGUCCUAUCCAGGUUGGCCAGAUCGCCUUCCACGGUAUUGUGAGGUCUCCGGCUCGUGUAAGGGGACUCAGCUGGAUCCUUCCUGAAAGCCAGAUGGUAAAUGGCGACCCUUCACAAGAUGUAACCUUUGCCUCCGUUCUCUUCCUGGUGGACGGAAAGCUCGUACUUCUCCAGCCAUCAGUCAACAACGAUGGCCAGCUCAAGUAUGAUAUGCGUGUCGUAUCCCACUCUGUCGAGUACUACACGAGUCUGAAGGAUCAAUCCUCUGUCAACAUUCGCGCAGAGUCCAGCCACAAUUACUCGUUCGAGGCAGAAGAGGGCAGCCUGCGAAAUUCUCUCUGGGUUUUCGAAGGCCAUGAGCUCAAGAUGUGGCCAGACGUACAUGAUGUUCUCAGAGCUGCUUCUGACGAUAGCACUAAAGACCUGCCUGCCGCCGUUCCCAUGCCGCUAGAUUUCUAUCCUCUUUCGGUCCUUCUUGGUAAGGGCAUCGUACUCGGUGUUGAGCCGGAUCUAGUGCAGCGGAGAGAUGUCAACUUCUCAUUCUUCCGGUUCGCAAUACGAACCCACCUGUUCGUUCCAGAAUUGCUGCGCUUCCACUUGCAGAGCAACAACUCGGCAGCUGCCCUCCAGAUUGCUCAGCAGUAUCAAGGACUGGAAUACUUUGCACACGGGCUCGAGAUAUUGCUGCACAAAGUGCUUGACGAGGAGGUCGACUCGUCACCGAAGCCAGAAGACGCACUGCUGCCACGAGUACUCUCUUUGCUAUCCUCGUUCAGGCAGUACCAUGAUAUCGUUGUGCAGUGCACGCGGAAGACCGAGGUCCGGUCCUGGAGAACGCUGUUUGCAUAUCUGCCACCACCGCAGGAGCUAUUUGAGGAAUCUCUGCUACGUGGUACGCUGAAGACGGCGGGAGGUUACCUCUUGAUUCUCCACACGUUUGAAGAGUUGGAAGCAGCCUCGGAGCAGUCAGUACGGCUAUUCGCACGUGCGAUCAGGGAGGAGAACUGGGAAUUGUGCAAAGAGCUGGCUCGCUUCUUGGCUGCAAUGGACGAGACGGGUGAGACGUUGAAGGAGGCGAUGGAGUUGGUCAAUAUGAGGGUGAAGAAGGACGCCGACGAGGUGCUGCCAGCCAUGAUGAGCAGGCUUGAGGUGCCAUCUUAUCAUGCCAACGGGUCAUCGAGGCGGCAGCAUCAUCGCCGACGACGAAACUCGGAUACAGGCUCAGAUGGGCAGUCUGUGACAAGCGAAGGCAGUAGCUUCGGUACUGCUAGUCCUCUGUGA
This is a messenger RNA of Microdochium trichocladiopsis, 3306 nucleotides long. Its product is annotated as RIC1-domain-containing protein. Gene Ontology annotation, molecular function: protein binding. Gene Ontology annotation, cellular component: Golgi membrane; cytosol; Ric1-Rgp1 guanyl-nucleotide exchange factor complex. Bases 1 to 3306 code for a protein of 1101 amino acids. Lineage: Eukaryota; Fungi; Ascomycota; Sordariomycetes; Xylariales; Microdochiaceae. Gene Ontology annotation, biological process: retrograde transport, endosome to Golgi; intracellular protein transport. The record is from RefSeq and is a predicted model, not a curated record. The transcript has 3 exons.